Chionomys nivalis (European snow vole) is the source of this 1933-nucleotide messenger RNA. It is a transcript of the gene Glmn, whose product is annotated as glomulin, FKBP associated protein. The coding region runs from base 139 to 1926 and encodes 595 amino acids. Gene Ontology annotation, cellular component: cytoplasm. The record is from RefSeq and is a predicted model, not a curated record. Lineage: Eukaryota; Metazoa; Chordata; Mammalia; Rodentia; Cricetidae. The transcript is spliced from 19 exons. Gene Ontology annotation, molecular function: ubiquitin-protein transferase inhibitor activity.
GGGCUCUCUGGCCAGGAUCCGCGCAGCACGCGGCUCGCCUGCUAGGCCCCUUGAGGUGCUGGAGCCUGGACGCUCUGCCCAGCAGGAACAGGGAGACGGGGACAAAUGGCUUCCCCUCGGCUCAGCCCAUAGGCGCGAAUGGCUGUGGAGGAACUUCAGAGCAUAAUAAAAAGAUGUCAAAUCCUAGAGGAGCAUGAUUUUAAAGAAGAGGAUUUUGGCCUCUUCCAGUUAGCAGGCCAAAGAUGCAUCGAGGACGGGCAUGUAGACCAGCUGCUGGAAAUUAUUCAAGACGAAAAGAACAAGACCGUCAUCAAGUCCAUGGGCUGGAAUCUUGUUGGUCCUGUUGUCCGCUGCCUCCUGAGGAACGGGGAAGAGGAUGAAAGGAAGGACUGUUUGCUGGUGUUUGACUUACUAGUGAAGUUAUGUAACCCAAAGGAAUUGUUGUUGGGUUUGCUUGAACUCAUUGAAGAGCCCUCUGGAAAACGGAUUUCCCAAACUAUUCUUCUUUUACUUCAGCCACUACAGACAGUUAUUCAGAAGCUCCCCAACAAGGUGUACUCGGUUGGUUUGGCAUUGUCUACCCUUUGGAGUCAACUGUCUCUUCUCCCUGUGCCAUACUCUAAGGAACAAAUACAGACAGAUGAUUAUGGCCUUUGUCAGUGCUGCAAGGCCUUAACAGAGUUCAUGAGACCUUUUGUGGAAGAAGCAACUGAUAACAAAGAAAACAAAGAAAAUGAAAAGUUAAAAGAUGAAUUACUAAAAUUCUGUUGCAAGUGCUUGAAGUGCCCUUUGCUGACAGCACAAUUCCUUGAACAGUCUGAAGAAGUUGGAAAGGACCCUUUUUGGAGUUUUGCAUCUGAAAUAAUAGGAUUUUUAUCAGAAAUUGGACACCCUGUCCCCCAAAUUAUUCUUAAUCAUGGAAGGAAAAAAAGGACAUGGGGUUGCCUUGAGUUGGAGGAAGAAGAAGACAGACAGUUGGCAGACUCUGUGGCCUCUCUGACAUACCUAGUAUUUGUUCAGGGCAUCGGUAUUGAUCAGCUUCCAAUGGUCUUAAGCCCAUUGCACCUUUUGCAGCUGAACAUGGAACACAUUGAAGUGCUUCUGCAAAGAACAGAACAAUCUGUUUUCUCAAAAGGACUGGAACUUCUGGAGAACAGCUUACUGAGAUUAGAAGACAACAGCCUACUCCAUCGGUACUUAGAAAUCAAGAGUUUUCUCGCUGUGCCUCAGGGCUUAGUCAAAGUUAUGACACUUUGCCCCAUUGAGACAUUGAGGAAAAAGGGCUUGGCUUUGCUCCAGCUGUACAUCGACAAACUGGAUUCACAAGGCAAACACACACUAUUUAGGUGCUUAUUAAAUACAAGUAAUCACUCCGGUGUGGAAGGCUUCGUAAUUCAAAAUAUCAAAAAUCAGAUUGAUGCGUCAUUUAAGAAAACAUCUAACAAAUGGUUUGCAGGCCCUCAGCUGAUUUCGCUGUUGGACUUGGUACUGUUCCUUCCUGAGGGUGCUGAAACAGACUUACUGCAGAGCUCAGAUAGGAUUAUGGCUUCAUUAAAUUUAUUGAGGUAUUUGGUUAUCAAAGAUAAUGAAAAUGACAAUCAAACUGGAUUAUGGACAGAACUUGGAAAGAUUGAAAAUAAUUUUUUAAAGCCACUUCAUAUAGGACUUAAUAUGUCAAAAGCACAUUAUGAAGCAGAAAUUAAAAACAGCCAACGAAACAGCCAAGCAGCUUCGACGUGCAAAGGCGUCUGCUCUGUGACUGUAGGUGGAGAAGAAAUCCCUGCUAUGCCUCCUGAAAUGCAACUUAAGGUCCUGCAUUCAGCUCUUUUCACAUUUGACUUGAUUGAAAGUGUUCUAGCUCGAGUAGAAGAACUCAUUGAAAUCAAAACAAAGUCUACCUCUGAAGAAAACGUUGGAAUAAAGUAAAAAUUCU